Molecule: messenger RNA, 174 nt
Organism: Haemonchus placei
Lineage: Eukaryota; Metazoa; Nematoda; Chromadorea; Rhabditida; Trichostrongylidae
Source: the annotation of a GenBank genome assembly
UUGCUACAGUGGCACAGAGGCUUCAGGGUAUCCUUCGCGACACAAGCUGACUGCUUUCCGUAUUCGUUGAGGCGAGUGAAUGUGGAACUAGCCGUCUUCAAAACGCCAUUUUUCGAGCGAAUUGGAAUCUCGAACAGUCCACCCGACGGUGAAACUUGGAAAGUGACUUCAUAA